Oncorhynchus mykiss (rainbow trout) is the source of this 1587-nucleotide messenger RNA. RefSeq names its product mediator of RNA polymerase II transcription subunit 19-A. Gene Ontology annotation, biological process: positive regulation of transcription by RNA polymerase II. Lineage: Eukaryota; Metazoa; Chordata; Actinopteri; Salmoniformes; Salmonidae. Gene Ontology annotation, cellular component: mediator complex. Gene Ontology annotation, molecular function: transcription factor binding; transcription coregulator activity. The record is from RefSeq and is a predicted model, not a curated record.
GUAGUGGGGAGUAAGGCCAUCGUCAUUACACAUUUUGUCGGCCAAUAUAUUCCUGGUAUUACGGUACUUCUCCAAUGGAAAAUAUGCAAUGACAGUAUACAACUAUACCACAAAGGAGUAGAGACUAGUCAAGCGAUGUUGUCAGAUUGUCGUCUGUAGUCACAUGUGUACAAAACUAACCGUAUUGCUUUAGGAAGACAUCGAUGUAUUAGUUAUUUAAAUGUAUUACUCGCAAUAGAUAUGACGGAAAUGUUUUCAACUCUGUAUGGGCAAAAUGAUGCUCAGGGACCUCCCCGAUCAUCGUCUCUGGGAUUUGGACCGGGAAAUCCACCACCCCCUCUACCGCCUAACCAAGUCCCGAUGGCGGCCCAGAUGCCACCUCAGCUCGGGGAUGAGGGGCCUGCUCUACGGAAACCGGGAGCCAUGAACGAACCUUUUUAUUUACUGCGAGAACUACCAGUGGGCAAUGAGCUUACGGGCAACACCAACCUCAUCACCCAUUACAACCUGGAACACGCUUACAACAAGUUCUGUGGCAAGAAAGUCAAGGAAAAGCUCAGCAACUUCCUGCCAGAGUUACCAGGUAUGAUAGACUGGCCUGGUACCCAGGAUGGCAGUUCGUUGCGCUCUCUGAUAGAGAAGCCUCCAGUGUGUGGCAACUCCUUCAGCCCUCUGACCGGAGCCAGCCUCACCGGCUUCAGACUGCACACCGGACCGCUACCGGAGCAGUACCGACUGAUGCACAUCCAGCCUCCAAAGAAGAAGAGCAAGCAUAAGCACAAACACAACCGACCACAGGAUCCCAUACCUCAAGAGACACCCUCAGACUCUGACCCCAAGAAGAAGAAGAAGAAAAGAGAUGACGACCCUGACCGCAAGAAGAAAAAGAAAGACAAGAAAAAGAAGAAGGUGCGUGCGGGUACUGGUGUUCUCCCUGGCCAGAAGAGGUAGACCAUUUUAAUUAGCUUCAUUAUUUUCUAGAAAUAUUUGUAUUAUAUUGAAUGUGUAGGCUACCUGUUCAGAGGAAUGCACUUGAUGUUUAUCAUUUUGUGUAUUUCUCAUGUGCUUGCCAUUGAUUGUUGUGUCACUAAUUCCCUAUUAAGUCGCUGUUACUACUUUGUAUGUUUUUUUAAAUAUUUUUUUUACAUCACACUGCUCUUUGUGCCGAGUUGUGGUAGCUAGCCGUGAUCCUGAAUCACUAUUUUCUUGUGCGGUGUUUUGAAAGGAGUAUCAUGACUGUCCUGUGACGAUCUGAAGGAUCAGGUUACAGUGGGUCCGCUCUACAGCGUGCUCUCGCUCUCAUAGAAGGGGAGAGCGGGAAGUCUGCCGUUUUAUGGCGGUCAUAAAAUACGCUGCCCCAAUGCUCUGUAGUGUUGGAGGUUGGAAUGUAAACUGUGAGAACACAGAGACACCCUUGGACAUCAAAAGUAUGAAUAAUUAAACAAUAUUUAUAUUGUUGAGAAUGUGGGAGUGGUCCGUGGACACUUAUGAAGAGUGUGUUUCAUUUGGUGAUCUCAUGAAGGACAGGAAACACACAACGGUUUCCCUUAAAGUGUACUUUUCCCAGCUGUCAGGUUCACAUCUAAA